This is a messenger RNA of Lampris incognitus (smalleye Pacific opah), 525 nucleotides long. Its product is annotated as cytochrome c oxidase subunit 7B, mitochondrial. Bases 102 to 338 code for a protein of 78 amino acids. Gene Ontology annotation, biological process: mitochondrial electron transport, cytochrome c to oxygen. Lineage: Eukaryota; Metazoa; Chordata; Actinopteri; Lampriformes; Lampridae. The transcript is spliced from 3 exons. The record is from RefSeq and is a predicted model, not a curated record.
UUCGCGCAUGCUCACAGAUGUUGCCGUAGAUUCUGGUCGAGCGGCCAUACUGUAGUCGUGCUCUUCAAGGGUGACCGCAGGAACCGAGUAGUAGAGCAAACAUGUUUCGAUUUGUUAAAGCUGCUGUGAACGUCACCGGUCCGGCUGCACGCCAGGUGAGGCACAGCUCCACGGCCCCCCCAAACUUCCACGCCAAGUACGGCACCGGCCUUCUCGUUGGUGGAAUGGCCUUCUGCACAGCUGUGUGGUCAUAUGUUAUCACUCAGACUGGUAUCACCUGGAACCUGUCGCCAGUUGGAAAGGUCAUGCCCAAAGAAUGGAAGGAGGCUGAGGAGUGAUGACCUUCGAACUUUUGGGUGACUCCACAACAACAGACCAAGAUCCUUCCUCACUGAUGACCUCUGUCAAACAUUCUGGUUGUACAGAUAAAUAUCUUGUCAAUGUUUUCAGACAAUGGGUGUCUGAUGUUGUUCCAGGAAAUUAAUGUGUGUUAAUAAAUAAAAUAUUCUAAUGAAGAUUGCUUUU